GUCGCGUUGGUCGGUCGGUGCUCGUCGCUGCCGGCGGCGGCACCGGCGGCCUUCCUGAUGUGCCCAGGAGCGCUCCGUCUCGGCAGCCGUGUCGACGGGUCGGCGCGGCAGUCGCUCGCCGGUCGCCGCCGCCCUCAGCACGCGCUCGUCCCGCCGCACAGUGCGCCAACAUGAAGCAGAUAUUCGCACUGUGCUCGUGCAUGGCCAUGGUGGUCGCCCUGGUUUCCACAUCAGAAACUUCUGAGGCAGAGUCCAAGGAGGAGCGACUGAUUGGCGCCAUCAUUACAUCCACGACCACACUCUCCCGACUGCGAACGACUACCGUGACGGCACCUCUGACCUGCCUGCUCGGCGUCCCGCCCGCUGCUACCGCGUGUACCGGCCGCAGGAGGAGGCGACACGCCACCGGCGCCACCAUGUACCCGCACGACAUGCCAGCCAGCAGCGCCAACCAGGCCGUCGACAAGCUGGACUCGUCGAUGGUUUCCAGCUCUGACGAGCGCAAGGGGAAGAUCCUGCUGUUCGCCACCCGGCUGGUCACCAGUCUGACCGACUUCACCACGACGUCCACCUCCACGGACAGCAGCACCACUGUGUCCGUCUCAGUGCUCUGCACCGUCGCCGGCAUCCCCAUUGCCGAGUCGUUCCGUAUAUGCGCCGCUUAGUGCCUGUCGGCCUGUCAGCGGCGCGCAGUCGCGCGGCAACGCACUGCAGCUGGGAGUGCCGUCCAGCCGCCGAGCUCAGUCGAAAUACUGGGGCCUGCCCUGCUGGUCUGCUGAUGUGGUACUGUGCUGGUCUACUGGUCUGGUCUGCAAGGUCUGCUCGAGUGGUCGGACCCUCAGUGUUUGAAGAAAAAUAACAUCAGCUUGUGAUGUGGGGAUUUGCAAUAAAAUCAGCCCAGCGCCCAGCUACAAUCGAAACGCAUGGCGAAACAUCAGCCUUAACAUCUAAGCUGUGAAUGUCAUGCUGUUGUUAUUUGUUGACUUGUUAAAUUAUGUGCCUGUUACGUCAAAUAUAGUAUUUGCAGCGCA
Amphibalanus amphitrite is the source of this 1031-nucleotide messenger RNA. RefSeq lists its product as uncharacterized. The transcript is spliced from 5 exons. NCBI's taxonomy places the organism in Eukaryota, Metazoa, Arthropoda, Thecostraca, Balanomorpha, Balanidae. The record is from RefSeq and is a predicted model, not a curated record. The coding region runs from base 171 to 665 and encodes 164 amino acids.